GAGCGGCGCGCCGACGUCACAUCCUGGGCGCGCAGCGCGUCCGCCCGCGAGCAGUCCGUGGUCGUCGGUGCGUCGUCGAGCGACGGAAGGCGCCCGAGGACUGCGGCUCCGCGGAGAGAACGCGCGUGCGCCUCGGGCCCUGCGAGCAUUGUGGGAUCGCGGUGCUCGAGCCGCAUAAUUAGUCCUGGGUGCGAGUCCUGUCGGCCCGGGUUCGAGCCAGCCAAGCAGCGAGCGGGCGGAACGACGCGGAGGAUGCGCGGAGCGGUGCGGGCCUGAGCGGGCGAGCGCGGAGCCGACAUGCCCACCUUCACGGGCACCGUCAAGCUCAAGAUUUGCGAAGCCGUGGAACUCAAGCCGACGGACCUCACCACUCGGCAUGUGAAUGUGGUCGGCUCGAAGCCUCAACUGAUGCUGAUAGACCCCUACGUGUCCAUCAAUGUCGAUGAUAUCCUCAUCAGCCGAUCCAGCACCAAGCAGCGGACGUUCAAGCCCGUCUGGAACGAGUACUUCACGGCAGAGGUCCACGGCGCCCAGAACCUCGGCUUCACCGUCUUCCACGCAGCCAUUCCGUCGGAUGACUUCGUCGCAAACUGCACCGUCUCCUUCGACGAGCUGGUCAACUCGGCCAAGGAGCAAGGCAGCAACGAGAACGACAUUUGGAUCGACCUGGAGCCCGGAGGCAAGAUUCAUGUGGUCAUUGAACUCGUCUCAGCGGAAAAUGUGGAGAAGCCGCGGGAGUUCAAGCAGCGGCAGGGGCUCAACCGGCGGCGCGGGGCCAUGCGCCGCCGGGUGCACCAGGUCAACGGUCACAAGUUCAUGGCCACCAUCCUGAGGCAGCCCACCUUCUGCUCCCACUGCAGGGAGUUCAUCUGGGGCCUGGGUAAACAGGGGUACCAAUGUCAAGUAUGCACGUGCGUCGUCCACAAGCGCUGCCACGAAUUCGUGGUGACCAAGUGCCCCGGCAUGAAGGACAGCACAAACGACGAGCUGGCGGCGGGAAGCCGCUUCAACAUCAACAUCCCUCACCGGUUUGUGGUGCACAACUACAAGCGGCCCACGUUCUGCGACCACUGCGGCUCCAUGCUUUACGGCCUCUUCCGCCAGGGGCUCCAGUGCGAAGCGUGCAGCAUGAACGUCCACAAGCGUUGCCAAAAGAAUGUGGCCAACAACUGCGGCAUCAAUCCCAAGCAGAUGGCGGAAAUCCUGAGCGCCAUGGGCAUCUCCGGCGACAAGCUGACCAAACGCAAAAAGAAGCAAGGAAUAUCCCUCACCCAAGAGAUUUAUAACCAGCAGACCUCCAUCAGCGAGUCUCCCAACAAGCUGUCGCAGUCGGAGAGAUCGCACACGUCCUCCAUGCCGGCCACCUCGGACGAAGGGAUGUCCGGCAUGAGCUUUGGGGCGUACGACAUGCUGUCCCUGACAGACUCGUACGGCCAGUUCUCGCUCAAGGUGCCGGACUCAGGAGGGGAGGGCGGGGAGAAGUUCUCGCCUACGCCCAGCAGCCGGGACGGCAAGCGGCCCAAGAAGUUUGGUCUAGAUGACUUCACCUUCAUCAAGGUCCUGGGCAAGGGCAGCUUUGGAAAGGUGAUGCUGGCAGAGCGCAAAGGCACCGAGGAAGUGUAUGCGGUGAAGGUGCUCAAGAAAGACGUGAUCCUCCAAGAUGAUGACGUCGACUGUACCAUGACGGAGAAGCGCAUCCUGACCCUGUCGGCCAAGCAUCCCUUCCUGACGGCCCUGCACUGCUGCUUCCAGACAGAGGAUCGACUGUUCUUUGUCAUGGAGUACGUCAACGGCGGAGACCUCAUGUUCCAGAUCCAGAAAGCGAGAAAGUUUGACGAGCCACGGGCGCGGUUCUACGCGGCUGAGGUGACGCUAGCCCUCAUGUUUCUACACCAGUAUGGCGUCAUCUAUAGGGAUUUGAAACUGGACAACAUUUUACUGGACACGGACGGCCAUUGCAAGAUUGCGGAUUUCGGCAUGUGCAAGGAAGGCAUCAAGAAUGGUGUCACCACCACCACCUUCUGCGGCACACCGGACUACAUUGCCCCCGAGAUCCUCCAGGAGCUCGAGUACGGCCCCUCGGUGGACUGGUGGGCGCUCGGAGUGCUCAUGUACGAGAUGAUGGCGGGCCAGCCACCGUUUGAGGCGGACAACGAGGACGACCUCUUCGAGUCGAUCCUCCACGACGACGUCCUCUACCCGGUCUGGCUCAGCAAGGAGGCCGUCUCCAUCCUCAAGGGGUUCAUGACCAAGAACCCGGCCAAGCGGCUGGGCUGCGUGGAGUCUCAGGGCGGGGAGCAGGCCAUCCUCAGCCACGCCUUCUUCAAGGACAUGGACUGGGAGGCCCUGGAGGCUCGCAAGGUCAAGCCCCCAUUCAAGCCCAAGAUUAAAACCAAGCGGGACGUGAACAACUUCGACCAAGACUUCACUAAAGAAGAGCCCGUGCUGACGCCCGUCAACCAGGAGGUGUUGCGCAACAUCAACCAAGAGGAGUUCCGGGGCUUCUCUUUCGUCAACGAGGACUUCAAUCCGGCCAGGUUUGCAGGCGAAGGCGGUCCUGCCACGUAGGGGCCACCCCCUCUAGUCACACGCACGCGGGCGUGGGCAGGGGGCCGCCCAGGCCCCCCCACCCCGACCACUUCAGAGUCCUGGGGCGAGCGCGAUUCGGCCGGACGCCGCGGAAACGCGGGAAACCCCCGGUGCGGGACCCCGAGCGGCUGUGCUGCGGGAUGGGACACGCUUUUGGCACUUAGGACCCAACUCGAGCGUGAGACACAACGGCGGUGGCCUGCACCCCGAAACACGUCCGUGUGGACCGCGCGGAGACUGGGUAGCCGGAAUCUGCAGGCCGGACUCUGCAGAAGCGUCUCGGCAAGCAACGAGGUGGAGAGUAAGGACGAGACAGCGAGCAUGCAGGCAGGCUGGUGGUAGUCGAUCGUGUUGCGUAAAACUUGAGGCCGUGGCGAGAAAAGGGAAGAAACUUUCCAUUUUAAGAAGACGUGGGAGGGCAAUGUCUCAACUUUGGUAACUCAUUUACUUUUCUUGUUCAUUACUGACCCAUGGUGCUGUUGCCAAAGGCCUGCUUCGCGGAGUGUGAACUCUUUCUUAAAAGGUCGUAGAAAGUUAAGUGUUGAUGCUUUUCUUCGUUAACAAAGGCUUUAAAGAAAGCCAUUGGUGACAGCACCGUGGGUUUGUAAGGAACAAGAAAAAUAAACGAGCUUGUGGAAUUGGAGACAUUCCCCUCAUGCAUAUUUUUCUUCGACUGGGAAGUUUCUUCUUUUCUCUCCUCAUAGUCUUUGGUUUUAUGCAAUAUGAGACCUAUAGGCAGUGACAGGUUUAAGAGUUCAAGGGAAGCUCCUUGCACCUCUGUCCACUUUAGCGGAGCAAAUGCUGGAGGGGAGGUGGCCUCCUCUACGGCGUUUAUUCCAGUGAAGUGGUGGGAGGAGCUUCCCCUGAACUCUUAAGGAGUCACCAGCUAUAGAUGCCUGCUUGUUGUCGGCCGCCAAGCCUGCCGUUUUGCAUGCUACGAGUCCCGGUGUGGACUGCGUUUUAAAGCCAAAGUGUUACUCGGUCCUCACCGCUCCUCGAGUUGGCUCCGUAAAUUGCGGCAAUCGGCCCUCCGUGCGCUCCAUGUGAAACUGCGGAUGUGUUCGAAGUCUAACGGGAGGGCGGUCUCUCUGUCCGACGGCGCGGGUGGGCGAAGCUGGGGACGUCAUAAAUGUCGGUCCUACUUCCCCCAGGGUUUCCCGCGUCUCCCUUCCACGGCGGAACUCGGCGCGACAAAGUUCCCCAAUCGCAAUCGGUCGUUCACCCGCUGCGGCGAUGGGGCAGCGGCCUAAUCUAGUCUCACCGGGAGUAUUUGCACGUCUUUGCGCGCCCAAAUUCACAUGCCGAUGGCGGGCACAUCGUGUUCCUCUUCUCCUGUUUGGUUUGCCCUUCUUUUCCAAAGAGGGCGGCAGCGUGCCUGCUACCAGCAACCUUACCUCGCUUCGCGUCCCCGAGGCCCUUUGGAAGAAUGUCCGCUUACGUUUUAGCCGCCGCUCGGACCACGACGAACAUUCAGAAGAUUGGCGGGAAGUGCCCUAACCGGAGGAUGCGUUUGUCUCGGGCGUUUUGCUUGUUGUCGUUUUCGUUUUUUCCUCUGUUAAUGUUUGUGUAAUUGUUCCCCCUGCCAUGUACUUUGUGUAAUUUAUGUUUCGUAUAUUUAUUUAUUUAUUUUCUGCUCCGAAAAAAAGAAAGGAGGUCAAUCGAGAGAGAAUGUCCAGCAUUCGGGCGUUUUGACCGCAAUACUGGGGGCGCGGCUGCAAGCCGUAUCUUUUCUUCUCGUUUUUUUUUCUUUUUUAAAAUUAAGGGCCUCGGAACGGACGUGGGAGGUCAUUUUGAUGGCGCCCUCGAUGCACCCCUAGGCCCCGAGCCGAGAUUGUGAGAGGCACCCCGCUGUCGUCUGCUCGCCUCUGCGUGGCUCGCCCAAAUCCCUUCACCUCCUUUGUCCUUCUGCCGCUGCAACCACACGCGUCUCGAGUCACAAUUAAUGUCCACUCAUCCCGGAUCUGCGAGGAGGAAACUCGGAGGCUUCAGUGACGUGACCACCGGUUCUUGUCGACGUGCGGCCUCCGCGGUGUCUGUUUGUUUUUUCGAAACCCGGAUUCGUGCGUUGGUCGUUAUUAUCGUUGCAGGCCCAAAGUUCAGCCCAAUGCCCGGAGGUUCGUCCUAUCACACGACGCGUUCAUUCCUUUGCGUUUGUGCCCAUAUUGCGUCCUCUGCAUCCGAAGAAUCGUUUGUUGUUUCCUGCAAAAGUUGUGUUCCUUCACUGCAGCAGAAACCUUGAACAGGGCCGUCUUCCUAGAAGCUCCUGCUUGGUCUGGAGCCGCUUUUGGAGUCACGAGGGAGAACUAGAGUCAGCGCAAGAGCCGAAAUUCCUAUUUACUAUGCGCAACGGUGAUAAAAUGCGUCAAUAUUGGAGGGAAACCUUCGCUUCCAGUUAUUGCUGCGAGUCCCGUUAGUCAGCUGGCACGAAAAUUCAAAAGCAGGACACCAAAGAUUGUGAAGCUUACCGUGCAAAAUGAUGCGCUUCAAAUUGGAGAAAGCGCGACGCAAGUAAUUGUAAUACAUUUGCAGGCCGUUGGCUUCCUCCAGGGCACACUCAACCAUUCUUUCUCAACAGUGAAUUGUGGAAAGUUGAGAUUUUGCGUGAAAGGGUAGAUUUUUUUAGCCUUCCACCUAGAAAUGCUGUUACGGAAGCAGCUGAUUGGAAGACUCCAGCGGCUCCAGCGUAAACGGCGAUGCUGUCCAUGAGUCCUUAAAAAUCCGUUGUGGCUUAGUGCUUUCGGCAUGUCAGAGCCUAUCCAGAACCGUCUUGGCUCGGCUCGUGGGUGGGCGGUUAGCCGAGACUCGCCCGAAGCCGGUCUAGCUUUGUCGGCACCCCUUUAGUCUCCCCUGAUUUCGGGACGCACAUUCAAAGUCGGCGUUGUCUCGGCGAAGCGGAAGUUCCCUCCCCACUCGGAGGCCACCCCCUCUCCCUCGCUUGCAACGGGGUCCCCAAAUACUCAUUUCCAUUCGUCCGUACAGUAGCGAAGGGUCGUGUGCGUGUGUGGCCUGUACAUAUGUAAAUGCACACACACACUGCUGACAGAUACACCUCAUUUUCUUUCUCCUCUCGUGACAUGCAUUGCAACGCAGCGCGUCCACUUUGGAACCUAUCCCCACGCAGUACUUGGAAGUUGCCGCCGCGCGGCGAUUGCGCCACGAACUGCGUCUGUUGCUGGGGUGUGCACUGUCUGGUCCGUGCCACGGUUGUACAAAGGUGUACAGGCAUGUUCACGGUGUGUGUAUGUGUGGCCUCUCUGGUUUUCGGUCCCGCGCCCUUUCGGCGUUGCAACGGACGCGAGCGGAGAGGGUGCUGGAGGUGGGCUCCAAGAGCAGCCGCCAGACAUUUGGGUGGCAGCACCCUCCCCCCACCUCGAGCUCGCUUACCGUCUGCUUUGUGUCCGGGGGUGUUAGCGCUCCGUAAACGGCACUGUGUGUACGUUGCGGACACUCGUGAUGGCUAUUAGGAAUCGAAACAAAAAUGGUUGCGUGGUUCUCUUCCUUGAAUGUGGCAACCUGUCCAUCUGUAGAAGCUUGCGUCUGGAGGCACCCGUCGCGGAUUGGGGAGCAUCGGCAGUUCGGCGGCUUCGGCUCCGACUGCACUGCCCCAGUCGAGGAUCGGCUCGGCUCGGUCACGGAUGGGCAGGCCGAGGCUUUUUUUUGUAGAGAGACGAGAUGCAGCUUAGAGUAACGCACUGUUAGAUCUGCACAAUCAACUUGCAACCAUAGCUAGGGCGGGCAGUGUCGGUCCCGUCUGUGCCGUAGAUGCAAAGUGGGCUCACACGUGCAGGCCAGGCACGUUUCGGCACGAGCCAGCGGGCUCGCUUGGCGCGGCCAGUGCACGGCAGUCCUGCCUCCGCGGCAGACCCACGAGAGAGGCUGAGCUCUGCGCAUCCGGACGCGCCAAGCAGGGUUGCCGGGAUGCCUCUGUCAAAGUGACGGCGAUCCGCCGCCGACGGGCGCGCAGGCACCAGCGCCCGGGAGGCAAUUACGCCCCAAACACGAGAAGGGGUGGGAACUGUCGUAGAUGCCAGCCGUAGGUGCAGUUCUGCAUCGGUCGUCGACGAAUCCUUCGUUACAGAGAUAUGAGGAAAAAAAGAGAAACAUUAUAUAUAUAUAUAUAUAUAUACAUAAGGUUACUCAUAUAAUUAUAUGUAUAUAAAAUAAAGAAAAAAAAUUGGUGUGAAGUAGAAGCAUUUGUAAACUCUGUACAUUCAACUGUGUCUGUUCCGGAAGCGUGGUCUCUUUGAGAAAAACAAACUGCAAUGUGCUUUGCGGCACACACUGACCCUCCACCGUAGGCUCCCCCAUUCUGGUGCUGGCACAGCCCCUCCGAUAUUUUAUUCUGUGGUUUUGAAAUCCUUGUGGACAUUGCUGCUAAUAAACUCAUCUGUGAUGCGGAAAAAAAAGGGAAAAAAUCUAGCAAAAA
Ixodes scapularis (black-legged tick) is the source of this 7015-nucleotide messenger RNA. It is a transcript of the gene Pkc98E, whose product is annotated as calcium-independent protein kinase C. The coding region runs from base 298 to 2568 and encodes 756 amino acids. Lineage: Eukaryota; Metazoa; Arthropoda; Arachnida; Ixodida; Ixodidae. The transcript has 16 exons. Gene Ontology annotation, molecular function: ATP binding; diacylglycerol-dependent serine/threonine kinase activity. The record is from RefSeq and is a predicted model, not a curated record. Gene Ontology annotation, biological process: protein phosphorylation.